Hordeum vulgare subsp. vulgare (domesticated barley) is the source of this 1100-nucleotide messenger RNA. RefSeq names its product leucine-rich repeat extensin-like protein 3. The record is from RefSeq and is a predicted model, not a curated record. NCBI's taxonomy places the organism in Eukaryota, Viridiplantae, Streptophyta, Magnoliopsida, Poales, Poaceae. The coding region runs from base 1 to 861 and encodes 286 amino acids. The transcript is spliced from 3 exons.
AUGACCAACACUUCCUUCACAAACGUGACACGUUCCCUCUCGAUACCAAGAGAAUACCUCGAAGAUGGUGCAGUUUACAAGCGGCCUCGGAAAACGCGGGAGUUGGCCAAAUAUCAGGCGCGCUUUCUCCAAAAUAGACCGCGCUUUCUGUUUUUUUUUUCCAAAUCUCCCCUCCACCUCGCGCAGCAGAUCCCACCACUGCUCCCCAGCGCACCGCCCCCUUCACCGCCCCUGCGCCGGCCCCCUCCACCAGCCCUCCACCGCCCCUGCACCGGCCCUCCACCGCCCCUCCACCAGCCCUCCACCGCUGGCCCUCCAUCGCCCUGCGCCGGCCCUCCCAUCGCCCCCGCGCCGGCCCUCCAUCGCCACCGCGCCGGCCCUCCACCGCCCCCUCCACCAGCCCUCCACCGCCGGCCCUCCAUCGCCCCACCGCCGGCCCUCCCAUCGCCCCCGCGCCGGCCCUCCAUCGCCCCCGCGCCGGCCCUCCACCGCCCCCGCGCCGGCCCUCCACCGCCGGCCCUCCACCGCCCCUGUGCCGGCCCUCCACCGCCGGCCCCCUCCAUCGCCGGCCCCCUCCACCGCCCCUUCACCGGCCCCAUCCACCGCCCCCUCCACCGGCCGCCUCCACGGGCCCCUCCACCGGCCGCCUCCACGGGCCCCUCCACCGCCCCCUCCACGAGCCCCCUCCACCGGCCCCUCCACCAGCCCCCUCCAGCCCCUCCACCGUCCCCCUCCAGCCCCUCCACCGGCCCCUCCACCAGCCCCCUCCAUCGGCCCCUCCACCAGCCCCCUCCAGCCCCCUCCACCGCCCCCUGCACUGAUAGACUAGGCUCCUCCAGCAGCAAGGUGCUCACAAACUAGGCUCCUCCAGCAGCAAGGUGCUAGAAGAUUUUCCUCCAGCAGCAAGAUGCUCCUCCUAGCAUUAUUUGAGGUGGAAGGUUCAUUUUAGGUGGUGCAUGUAUCUAUGUAGCUAAGGUGGAUAUGCAGAUAUGCUAUGAAGUGGUGUCAAGUUUUAGGUGAUUUAAAAUCAGAGAUUCAUUUGUUUGUUGGUGGUGCAAUAGAAAACAACCUGAAAUGUUUGAAAGGUUGUAGAUUCUUAC